Molecule: messenger RNA, 2400 nt
Organism: Miniopterus natalensis
Lineage: Eukaryota; Metazoa; Chordata; Mammalia; Chiroptera; Miniopteridae
Source: RefSeq, a predicted model, not a curated record
AUGGCCCGCGGGGCGGGAGGAGCCCGCAGCGUGGCUUCUGCAGUGUUCGAGCCUUUUUGUCCUUGGAAGUGGCUGCUGUUGCUAGUAGCUGUCAAGUGCUCGGAAGCCACCUCUGAUUUGAACAAACCCGCCAAUUUCACCGCCCAGCAUGGACCUGAUGUUCGGUCCGCUGCUGCCGCCAGCUCAGGGCUAGAGGAGAUCACCGUUUUCACGCUGGAUUAUGACUAUGUGCAAAUUCCUUACGAGGUCACCCUCUGGAUACUUCUAGCAUCCCUUGCAAAAAUAGGCUUCCACCUUUACCGCAGGCUGCCCGGCCUCAUGCCUGAGAGCUGCCUCCUCAUCACCGUUGGGGCUCUGGUGGGAGCCAUCAUCUUCGGCACCGAUCACAAGUCGCCUCCGGUCAUGGAUUCGAACAUUUACUUCUUGUACCUCCUUCCCCCCAUCGUCCUGGAGGGCGGCUACUUCAUGCCCACCCGGCCCUUCUUUGAGAACAUCGGCUCCAUCGUGUGGUGGGGGGGCCUGGGGGCCCUGAUCAACGCCUUCGGCAUCGGCCUCUCCCUCUACUUCAUCUGCCAGAUCGAGGCCUUUGGCCUCAGCGACGUCAACCUGCUCCAGAGCCUGCUGUUCGGCAGCCUGAUCUCCGCGGUGGACCCGGUGGCCGUGCUGGCCGUGUUCGAGGAGGCCCGAGUGAACGAGCCGCUGUACAUGAUGAUCUUCGGGGAGGCCCUUCUCAACGACGGCAUUAGUGUGGUCUUAUACAAUAUAUUAAUUGCCUUCACAAAGAUGCACAAAUUUGAAAGUAUAGAGCCCGUCGACAUUUUGGCUGGAUGUGCCCGAUUCAUUAUUGUGGGGGUUGGAGGCGUAUUUUUCGGCAUCAUUUUUGGAUUCAUUUCUGCGUUUAUCACACGUUUCACUCAGAACAUCUCUGCGAUUGAACCGCUCAUCGUCUUCAUGUUCAGCUAUUUGUCUUACUUAGCCGCGGAGACCCUCUAUCUCUCUGGCAUCCUGGCGAUCACGGCCUGCGCGGUGACCAUGAAGAAGUAUGUGGAGGAAAACGUGUCCCAGACAUCCUACACGACCAUCAAGUAUUUCAUGAAGAUGCUGAGCAGUGUCAGUGAGACCCUGAUCUUCAUCUUCAUGGGCGUGUCCACCGUGGGGAAGAACCACGAGUGGAACUGGGCCUUCGUGUGCUUCACCCUGGCCUUCUGCCUGAUCUGGAGAGCCAUCAGCGUGUUCGCGCUCUUCGCCGUCAGCAACCGGUUCCGGACCUUCCCCUUCUCGGGCAAGGACCAGUGCGUCAUCUUCUACAGCGGCGUCCGCGGAGCAGGAAGCUUCUCGCUCGCGUUUUUGCUGCCUCUGUCCCUUUUCCCCAGGAAGAAAAUGUUUGUCACUGCGACUCUGGUAGUCAUAUACUUUACUGUAUUUAUUCAGGGAAUCACAAUUGGCCCUCUGGUCAGGUACCUGGAUGUUAAAAAAACCAAUAAGAAAGAAUCCAUCAACGAAGAGCUUCACAUCCGUCUGAUGGAUCACUUGAAGGCGGGAAUUGAAGACGUGUGUGGGCAGUGGAGCCACUACCAAGUGAGAGACAAGUUUAAGAAGUUUGACCAUAAAUAUUUACGGAAAAUCCUAAUCCGAAAGAACCUGCCAAAAUCUAGCAUUGUUUCUUUGUACAAGAAGCUGGAAAUGAAACAAGCUCUUGAGAUGGUAGAGACUGGGCUCCUAAGUUCUACAGCGUUUUCCAUGCCCCAUCAGGCCCAGAGGACACAAGGGAUCAAAAGGCUGUCCCCCGAAGAUGUGGAGUCCAUGCGGGACAUCCUGACACGCAACAUGUACCAAGUUCGGCGGAGGACACCAUCCUACAACAAAUACAACCUCAACCCCCAAACAAUUGAGAAGCAGGCUAAAGAGAUUCUGAUCCGCCGCCAGAACACCCUCCGAGAGAGCCUGAGGAAAGGCCACAGCCUGCCGUGGGGACAGCCGGCCGGCACCAAAAACAUCCGCUACCUCUCCUUCCCCGGCAGCGACCCUCGAGCACCCAGAGGCCCGCGGGCUGCCGGCCGCACAGGCGAGGACGGCAGUGGCUCAGAGCUGUCCUUCCUCAUGUUCAGCGCACACCCGCCAACGAGGUCCCUUCAAGACAGACAACUGGCUCAACAAACAGCCGCAACGCAGAGUUCCAACGGAGGAGGGAAGCCACCCAGCUCUGGGUAUCAGACAAGGACAAGCCAGGAGGAGCCUGCCGGCGGAGGCCGGAGGGUGAUAUUAAGGCCCAAGCCGCUGUUUCACGCAGUACAGGAGGAUGAGUCGGGGGAGGAGAGCGGGGAAGGGGCCUCCGCAGUCGGGCCCAGGCCCAGAAGGGAGCGCCACGGGUCCCACGGCCGUUUGCUCCAAAGAAAGUAG